This is a messenger RNA of Verticillium dahliae VdLs.17, 2490 nucleotides long. RefSeq names its product GTPase-activating protein GYP7. Bases 1 to 2490 code for a protein of 829 amino acids. Lineage: Eukaryota; Fungi; Ascomycota; Sordariomycetes; Glomerellales; Plectosphaerellaceae. Gene Ontology annotation, molecular function: GTPase activator activity. The transcript has 5 exons. Gene Ontology annotation, biological process: activation of GTPase activity. The record is from RefSeq and is a predicted model, not a curated record.
AUGCGUGCUGGACCAAGAUUUCCAUUCUUCCUGUGCUUCCUCUCCUCGUCUGCUCUACCAUCACAUCCGUCGAUCGUCCAGCCAGACACGGCUGUCUACGUCCACCCAACCCCAUCUGCCAAAGACAACAUGCCAGGCUACAUCGCUCUGCUCCAGCAGAAAGGUCACCGAAAUGGCCGGCCCCUUUCCUCCUCCUCGCUCGAGCCUGGCUCCGUCGCCUCGUCAGAUCUCCUCCUCGCCUGGCUGCCCGAAGCAUCGCUGGGCGCUUCCGAAAGCAUCUACGUCAAGGUCGACCUCAGCGACGCCGAGUCGCCCCCCAAGCAAUCCUACCUCGUGCCCCCACCGCCGACCGUCACCGCCCACCAGGGCUCCAUCGGCCACUACGCCUUCGCCAUCCCCGUCAGCGCCAUCUAUUCACUGCUCGUCCGCCCCCCGAGCCUGGGCUGGUGGUACGGCUCCCUGAUCAUCAACUCGAGGGCCGGCGACAGCUUCCCGGCCCUCUUCUUCCACGAUGGCGAAUGCCAGAGCACCAUCCUCAAGCGGAAGCAGCGCGCGCGCGAGAACUUUGAUCCCUUUGGCGACAAGGGCGAGAUGUUCUGGGGCGGCGACGAGGUCCUGCGCUGGCUGCGACGCUACAUCGACAUUCAACGCUCCGAGGCCGAGCCCAACAUGUACCUCGUCGAGCCGAGCAAGGAAGACAGCGAGGCCUUUGGCGGCAAGCUGACGUCGAGUCAGACGCAGAUUGGUCGCAAGGACAGCACCACGGGCAUGAACGUCCAGGGCGCUGCCGGCGCAGCAUCGUCACGCGGCGCGGGACCCGAUGCCCAGAUGGACCCGUUUGUCAAGUUUGUCAAGGAGACUGGGUGGAACAUUAUGGAAAAGUUCAGCAAGGUCACGACCAUGACACGCCGAGCCGCCCAAGACGCGAUCCAGAACCCCAACGUCCCUCCCCAGAUGAGGCGGCUGCUGCGGAACCCAGAGGUGCAAACCAUCCAGGACGAGUUUGACAGCGCGAGGAUCUAUCUGGCUAGGUGGGCCAUGGGCAUUGCCGAACAGAGCGAGCGCGAUCGCCGACAGAGGAUCUGGACCGCUAAGGACGUGCUGGAGCUCGAAGAUACAGACGUCGGCGAGUUUGAGCUGCUGGAUGGUACGAGCAGCCUGUCAAUGGAGGAGCGCAGGAAGCCCGUCACGGCCAAGGAGUGGAGUACCUUUUUCGACGCGCGCACCGGGCGGUUGACCGUGACUGUCGAUGAGGUCAAGGAGCGCAUCUUCCACGGAGGUCUCGAUCCGGACGACGGCGUGCGCAAGGAGGCUUGGCUGUUCCUUCUGGGUGUGUACGACUGGCACAGCACGGCCGAUGAGCGCAAGGUCCAGAUCAACUCGCUCAGGGAUGCCUUUGUCAAGCUCAAGGGAGCCUGGUGGGAGAGGCUCGUGGAUCUGGGCGGUGAAGGCGACGAGGGCGAGUGGUGGCGCGAGCAGAAGGGCCGCAUCGAGAAAGACGUUCACCGUACGGACCGCAACGUCCCGAUUUUUGCCGGGGAAGACAUCCCCCAUCCAGACCCUGACUCUCCCUUCGCCGAGGUCGGCACCAACGUCCACCUCGAACAGCUCAAGGACAUGCUCCUCACCUACAACGAGUACAACAAGGACCUCGGCUACGUCCAGGGCAUGUCUGACCUGCUGGCGCCCAUCUACGCCGUCAUGCAGGACGACGCCAUUGCGUUCUGGGGCUUCCAGCACUUCAUGGACCGCAUGGAGCGCAACUUCCUCCGCGACCAGUCCGGCAUGCGCAACCAGCUCCUGGCCCUCGACCACCUCGUCCAGUUCAUGGACCCCAAGCUGUACAAGCACCUGCAGUCCGCCGACAGCACCAACUUUUUCUUCUUCUUCCGCAUGCUGCUCGUGUGGUACAAGCGCGAGUUCGCCUGGAUGGACACGCUGCACCUCUGGGAGGUCCUGUGGACCGACUACCUCAGCAGCAGCUUCCACCUCUUUGUCGCGCUCGCCAUCCUCGAGAAGCACAGGGAUGUCAUCAUGACGCAUCUGCAGCACUUUGACGAGGUGCUCAAGUACGUCAACGAGCUCUCCAACACAAUGGACCUCGACUCGACCCUCAUCCGCGCCGAGGCCCUCUUCCGCCGCUUCAAACGCCUCGUCGAAGCCGUCGACAAGAAGGGCAACUUCCCGCCACCCCGCCUGCAGAGCGCCGAAGAGGUCAUCCAGAGCCCCGAAGCCGCCAGGGUACGGCCCGCCAGCGCCAGCGCCAGCGCCAACGCGCCAGAGGACGCGUCGGCCUCGACGCCGAGUGCCGCCGCCGCCGCCGCCGCCAAGGGAAAGAGCCCCGCCGCCAAGACGGACGAGCCGGACGAGGCGCGGCCCAAGAUUAUCACGCCGGAGCUGCGCCAGCUUCUGAGCCGCAAGGUCGAGGUGCUGCCGCGCAAGACGGUCGCGAACCUCGGCGACGGGCUGCCUGCGGAGAAGAGGACGUAG